GCCUGUGACUCACAGGCUUCCCAUGUGCUCUCAGGACCUGUUCCAGAAGCUCAAGCCCCACACCAGCCAAGGGGCUGACGUUUUGCUUGGAUACACUUUCACAUCUCUCUCUGGCUCAAUGCACAUCCCUCUGCCCCCACUACAGAAAACCCAAUAAAACUCAUGAUGAGAUUCACACUGUACCCAGUGUUCUGGAUACCUGGAUCUACCACCUACUACUUCCCAAGAAGCAUGAGACUUCUGCUGCUGUCUCUUCCUGCCCUUGCUCUUCUACCCCAAGUGAUCCCAGCCUACAGUGGUGAGAAAAAAUGCUUGAACAGAUGGGGGAACUGCAGGAAAAACUGCGAAGAUGGAGAAACGAUGCGGGACACAUGUAAAAAUCACCGAGUCUGCUGCGUUCCAGUCAGCAGGGGCAACAAGCCAAAGGCCUCGGUCAGGGUCAGCUGGACCACGGAGGAAACCACGACAAUGGAGCACGAUCUAAACUCAGAAUUCACGAAUUUACUUAGCACAGUGAUUGAUCCAGAGUACGUAGAUGUAAGAGAUGAGGGAAGAACAGCCCUGAGAGGUGGCUGGAGAGCUCUGUCUCUGGAGUCUGAGAGCUCAUGACUUCUCAGAUGUCACUCGCUUGUGUCCCAAGAGCGACAGACUAUGUUGUAUAUAUAAGGCACUGAAACACCCAUGAGCCCCACUCACUCCCCAUGAUUGUAUCAUUUUAGAUAAAG
Molecule: messenger RNA, 725 nt
Organism: Peromyscus eremicus (cactus mouse)
Lineage: Eukaryota; Metazoa; Chordata; Mammalia; Rodentia; Cricetidae
Product: beta-defensin 132-like
Exons: 2
Coding region: 163-609 (148 amino acids)
Source: RefSeq, a predicted model, not a curated record